CGCGUUCGUUGGUGCUGACCAACGGUGUCGGCGCUUAGAGAGUAGUGUGUUUUCUUUGUUUGAAGGUCGCUCCGAGCUUACCUGGGUACUCGCACGAAAGCUUCAUAGGCGCAUUCUAUUUGCUUAUAAGCAUAAAUAGCACCCGGUCUCAAGGCCAGGCAACUUUGGAAGCCUAACCAGCAGACCUCAAGUUCCAGGCAACUUUAAGAGCAAUUUUUACAGUAUCACAAUGACGAAGACUAUUGCGAUUGUUGGAGGGACUGGCGCGCAGGGCGGAGGCGUGGCCAACGUCAUGUUCAAGACGCCAGGCUGGAAGCUUCGAAUCAUCACCAGGAACGCGGACAGCGACAAGGCUAAGGAACUUGCUUCCAAAGGCGCAGAGGUCGUGUCAGCCAAUGCCGACGACGAAGAGUCGCUCGUGAAGGCCUUCGAAGGCGCCCAUGCCAUCUUCGCCGUCACAAACUUCUGGGAGCAUCUCUUUACCGGCAAAUCUCAAGAUGAGUCUGGCGUCAUCGAAGUAGAGCAAGCCCUGAAGCUCGCCCGUGCAGCAGCCAAGACAUCAACUCUCGAGCACUACAUCUGGAGCACGCUUCCGAGCGCUAAGAAGACCACCAAUGGCAAGGUUACUUGCGCCCAUAUCGACUACAAGGCCGAGGUAGACGACAAGAUCAGGAGCGAAAUGCCUGAGCUCGCGAAGAAGACGACGUUCCUGUAUUUCGGUUACUACGCCACCAACAUGGUGUACUUGCCGCUGCUCAAGCCGAUGGAAGUUCCCGGCUCGUACGGCAAAUGGGUGCAAAUCGUGUCCACAGCGCCAACCACAGCGAUCCCCGUCACCGGCGACAUGACGGUGAACCCCGGUAUCUGGGUCCGCCAGAUCCUCGCCAACCCGGACAAGAGCAAGGGCAAGUACACCACCGUCGCCACGGAGACGGUUACGCUCGGCGACAUGCUGAACAUCUGGUCCGAGGUGACGGGCCGCCAGGGCAUCUACAUACAGUGCAGCCGCAAGGACUACGAGAACCUCUGGGGCGUCGCCGGCGAUGAGAUUACGGACCAGUGGGACUGGGCGCAGAUUGUGAGCGAUUGGACGGCGCAUGUGGACUAUGUGAGCAAGGAGGAGUUGGGCAUCAAGCCGGAGGAAACGCCGGGACUGAAGGCGACGCUUGAGAGUUUGAAGAGCCUCAUGUGAGGUGUGGGCAGCGAUGCGCAAGCAGAAUCUGGGGCGAUGAACAGGUCGGCCAGGGUAGGCUGGUCUAGCUAGGAGUCCGUGUCUGUGGGAAGCGUAGCGGAGCGUCGUAGAAUGGAUGUUCGCGUUCGUGACGUCAUGCC
Molecule: messenger RNA, 1332 nt
Organism: Trematosphaeria pertusa
Lineage: Eukaryota; Fungi; Ascomycota; Dothideomycetes; Pleosporales; Trematosphaeriaceae
Product: NAD(P)-binding protein
Exons: 3
Coding region: 230-1192 (320 amino acids)
Source: RefSeq, a predicted model, not a curated record